AGAUUACAACAGUCCGUUUCCGAGAGUGACCUUUUCGUAUACAACACUGGCGUCGCGCCUUACGAACCUACGCCAUGGAAUUACAUCCUCCUACAGUUUACUGGUCUGAUCCGACCGUACGUCCUACCGAAAGUGCAUGGGCCCAGUGGAAAACAUCGUUUACAAACUACCUUGACCUACUACCUGCGGCUGCUAACUACACUGAAAGCCAGAAACUGAAGCUACUCAGACACCUACUAGGUGAUGAGGGACAACGUCAAUUUGAUGCUUUGGAGCUGCAGUCACAAGAUACCUUGGCGAAAGCGCUAGAGGUGCUGGACAAGUCAUGGGGACAGCGUACAAAUCUCUUCAUGGCUCGCCUCAAAUUCGGCCGACUUACACAGGAACCAUCGGAAACUCUAGACGGUUUCGUUGAUCGCCUCAUUCGCGGUGUACGACCCUGCGAGUAUCCAACCAUACCGAAAAAUAGAAUCGAGGGCGUAAUGCUAGUGCAGCAGUUGAUUAGUGGUAUCACCAACAACCGAAUUCGGGAAUGCCUACUUUCCGAAGACGCUUCCAAAUUGACUUGGGAUAAGGCUGUGGAAUUAGCUCGCCUCAAAACAUGUACGGCCGAACAGUUGCGAUGUUUCGCCACCCACGCAGACAUACAGGAGGUUUCCAAGAUCCAUCGCUCGCCAACUGAAUUCCAAUCCCCACAGAAAUGCUUCCGCUGCGGCAGCCUACAGCAUAAAGCCAAUUUUACCAAGUGCCCUGCCUUAGAAAUGGAUUGUAAAAAGUGCGGUAAGCGUGGACAUUUUGCUCGUUGUUGUCGUUCAGCACGCAUUUCUCAGUUGAAUCCUACAGAUUCCGUUUCUAAUCAACAGUUACAGUCCUCUGAAAAUGUAUUUUCCAUUGAUAACACAAGUACUGUGUCUAACUAUCGUUCCAAUUGUCCAGAGCCUAAACUACCUAUGCCUGACAUUCGUACUGUUACAGUUUUUGCACACGAUAGAAUAACACAUGUUGACAUGGAACUUGAUUCAGCCUCUCCUAUCACUAUAGUACCGAGUAGUUUUUAUGACAUUCACCUGCAUGACAUGCCUAUACAUCCUUCAGCCUAUCGAUUUGACAGUUAUACAAAGGCCCCGGUAGAAAUACGAGGAUUUGUGGUGAUUGUGUUGCAACUUGGGGCCGUGAAAUCAUCAGUUGCUGUGUACGUUACCCGCGGAAAUAACCGUCCCUUACUCGGACGCAACGCUAUGGUUGCACUGGGAGUCACGCCGUCCCUAGCUCGUAUGCGUAUCAUGGCAAUUAACCUAUCAGACCUACAGGUACGGUACCCGAAAUUAUUUGAACAAACAAUAGGGCGUGCUCCGUCCUCCGUUCACCGCAUAUGUCUGAAGCAGGAUGCUAAACCGGUAGCUAUUGCUCAUCCACGUCCAAUUCCUUUGGCCAGAAGAGAGGCUGUUUCGUCAGCAUUACGGCAGAUGAUUGCAGAUGAUCUCAUUGAACCCAUUAACUGUUCUGAAUGGGUCCACCCUAUGGUUACAGUCCUCAAGAAGGACGGUACAGUAAGAAUAUGCAAUGACCUGCAGGCCCUAAAUCGGCAAAUCGUGGUAGAAAAGUUUGUGCUUCCAACCGCGGAUGAACUAAUAGUUAAACUAGCUGGCGCCCGAUAUUUUUCAAAAUUGGACCUUAGGAAGGCUUUCUUUCACAUGCCUCUAAUUAAGGAGUCAAGACCGCUGACCGCAUUUCUCACUAUGGACGGACUCUUUCAGUACAAAGUCUUGCCAAUGGGCUUGAGUUCAGCUCCAGCAGCUUGGCAAAAGUUUAUGGUUCACUCAUUUGCCAAUUUACCUGGUCAGAUAGUAUACAUGGACGACAUCUGUGUAUUCGGUAGGACUCCAGAAGAACAUGAUUCACGGCUGCAUGCUGUGUUACGUCGACUACACGAUCUUAACCUCAGAUUAAACCUCGAGAAGUGCAAAUUUAAUGCUAGUGAGAUCGAGUUCCUGGGCCACAUUAUAACAAAUGACGGUAUGAAGCCGAGUUUUGACAACGCGCGUGCCAUCACUGAGGCUCCUUGCCCACAGAACUCCAGUGAAAUAAAGCAUUUUCUAGGUAUGUGUUCUUACAACCUACGUUAUCUGCAGGAUUUCACAAAUAUUGCUGAGCCACUGCGUGAACUGACAAAGGAGAAAAGUGUAUUUGUUUGGGGUCCACCCCAACAAAAGGCAUUUGAUGAGAUAAAACGCCGCAUUGCUUCCACACCAGUUAUGGCGAUUUUCGACGAGACGUGCCCAACGAUUGUCUCUACUGAUGCAUCAAACAUUGGGUUGGGUGCUAUACUAUCCCAAAUUCAAAAUGGGCAUGAAAGAGUUAUUGCUUACGCUUCCAGAAAAUUGUCGGCGGCGGAGCUUUCUUACUCUGCCGGGGAAAAAGAAGCCCUUGCCUGUGUUUGGGCCUGUGAGAAGUGGAAUCUGUUCUUGUUCGGAAGACCCUUCACUCUUCGUACAGACCACGCAGCGCUAACUAGUUUACUUACUCGAGGAACAAAUGGCAUCAGGCCACUUCGGAUACACCGCUGGUAUGCACGAUUGUUAACGUACGAUUUUCAAAUUAAAUUCCGUCCCGGACGCGAAAACCAGGUAGCGGAUGGGCUCUCUCGACUACCCCUCAACGAAACUGAAAAUAAUGAGGAUGAUAAUGAGAGAUUACUGGUGUCUUCGCUGAGUAAUGAACCAAUCUCAGCCCUGACUAGGGAAGAACUCCAGAAGGCCACUCAGGAAGAUGAGACACUCUGCCACGUUCAGGAGUAUCUGCUAAACGGUUGGCCACAAAACAAUAAGAUCACAGGCGAGUUUCGUCCGUACUACGUGUUGCGUCACGAACUUUCAGUUAUAGAUGGAUGUUUAAUGCGUGGCGAAAAGUUUGUGGCUCCUCGGAGCUUGAUACAAAAGAUCAUGCUAUGUGCUCACGAAGGCCACCCUGGUAUCGUUCGUACGAAACGCAAGGUUGACGCAUGUUUCUGGUGGCCCAAAAUGUCACACGAAAUAGAAAACCUUGUUCAUGACUGCUCUUCAUGUCAAAGGGCAGACAAGAGUUCAAGGCCGGUUUCAUCCCCUAUACAACCCAUUGACUAUCCUAUGCGACCGUGGGCCAAGAUAGCUGUUGACAUCAUGGGUCCAUUUAGCUCAGCGCCUCAGCAUCAAAGGAACUGUUUGGUAGCGACCUGCUUCUACAGUAAGUGGCCGGAAGUCCAUUUGUGUGGAGAGGUGACUACUGCCAGCAUUAUUCGAUGGCUGAAAUAUAUGUUCUCCCGCUUCGGAUUACCAGAGGAGAUAGUGACGGACAACGGGCCGCAGUUUACAAGCCAUGAGUUUCAUUCGUUCCUUCAACUUCACGCUAUCCGACACUCACGUACAACGCCGUAUAAUCCAGCGGCAAACGGCAUGGUAGAGCGGUUCAAUCGAUCCUUGAAAGAGAGUAUCCAAGCUAUUCGCUUAUCUGGUACAGGUUGGGAGGAUGCAGUUCUACAAGCACUAUUUUCUUACCGAACCGCACACCACCGAGCUACAGACAAAACGCCAGCUGAACUCAUGCUUGGGCGUGUCCUUCGGACAAAGUUGAAUGCCGCACUUCCAAUUCCUGCAACCAAUAAUUCCGACGAGUUAGAUCGUCGCCAUCGAUAUCAGACCACUUACCAGAAGCAUACUACGCCGCUCCAGCCCGGAACAUUCGUGCGCGUGAAGGUAAACGCUGCAUCAAAAGGACAACCCACGUUAUCAGAUCCGAUAAGAAUAAUGCAUGCAUGUGGGCCAGGCACUUACCGGCUGGAGGAUGGCCGAACAGUCAACUCCCGGCGAUUAUUCACAAGUAUCAGACGAACGAGGCAAAUACCACCAAACUUCACUGACGAGACAACGCAAAGCACGCAGCUCCGCAGGACGAGCCGAGAACAAAGACGACCGUAUCGAUAUGGUUUUGACGCCUCAUACGAUUAAGCGGAGAGGUGAUGUUGUGUAUUCUGUCAGCUGUCUGGGCGUCUAGUCUAGACAGACACGUGCACACAACCCAGACACACACACACACACACAAAGCGUCUAAUUCUCUACUUCCUUAUUGGUUCAUCCUUCUCCUUGCGAAACCUUAUUGUACUCACCCAGUUAGACAUUGUUCAGAUUACAACAGUCCGUUUCCGAGAGUGACCUUUUCGUAUACA
Messenger RNA from Dicrocoelium dendriticum, 4201 nucleotides. NCBI's taxonomy places the organism in Eukaryota, Metazoa, Platyhelminthes, Trematoda, Plagiorchiida, Dicrocoeliidae. The record is from the annotation of a GenBank genome assembly.